Molecule: messenger RNA, 1930 nt
Organism: Canariomyces notabilis
Lineage: Eukaryota; Fungi; Ascomycota; Sordariomycetes; Sordariales; Chaetomiaceae
Exons: 4
Coding region: 239-1594 (451 amino acids)
Source: RefSeq, a predicted model, not a curated record
UUCCCACAUCGCGCCAACCAGCUUCAAUUCAAAACUCGCAUUUUCUACGCGAACCCACAUUGCUUUCAGUAUCUCACUUCAAACUGUAUGUCGGAUGGAACAAAGCCAUUUUCAUAAGCGCAGCACGGUGCACCUGACCUGUUCGGCUGUCGCUACCCGCAUCGCUGGCUUUUGAGAAUUGAGGGUUGCCUCUGCCUCCCGUCAGUUUCGCAAGCUCAUCAUCCUACGUGGAGAGAGCAUGUCGACUGGACCGUCAGUCGCAUCGCAACGGGAUAAAUCCAGGCGCCAGCGUCUCAGAGAGCUUCCCGCCGAGUUUCUUCGCGAGAGGCCCGUCUCAUGCCGCCACUGCCUGUGGGACAAGCUGAAAUGGCUGACUCUGCCGUCGCAACGCGAGAUUGACGAGAGAAAUGGCGGCAUGAUUCUCUGUCAGUUUGAGAGAAACGGCACCACAACUCACUGCGUGUUUUGCAGCAUCAGAGGGAGGAAAUGUGAACCGGUAGCGCAAAGCGUCGAAGCACGCGUUCAAGAGUUUGACCGCUUGUACAAGGCGGCAUUUGGCAAGGAUGAAAACAAUCCGCUGGCCCAGAAACUUUCAGCGCUGGCCUGCACGUUUCGGCCGCUUGACGAGGAUGGCAACCUGGUCGAGCGCGACCUCAUCCCCGAAGUCAGGCCGAACGUUCACGCUAUGCGGCGAGGCGGAGGCACGCGACUGGUCUGCGAAGCCGACCCCGGCGGAUCUCGACAACAAGCCGAACCAAAGAAGCGAAAGCUCAGCGCUUCAGCCGAUACUCCCUCCUUUACCAAAUCGGCAACUCCGGUAACUCCCUCGGAAAAGCCUGCCGCCCGCCACCCUCUCCCGACAAACCGACACCAGCCGCAGACACAGGCCUCACAUCUCGAUGCGUUCGACCUUCGCCCGGGGCCGGAGCGGGGCUCCGCCGCUUACCGCGCCCCACGGUUUGCCCCAACAGAAACAGACUCCCGCCCCAAGCGUACAAUUCCCGGGCCCAGCAGCAGCAGUAGCAAUGGUAAUGCCAGCGGUAGUGCUACCAGCAGCAGUAACCUGCGUGGGCUCAAUGAUGAGGUGGAGCACUUGCACCGACGCGUGUCCCUGCUCGAAGACCGCUGCCACCGCCUCGGCGGGCGGGUGACUGAGCUGGAGGGGGCCCUGGCCGAGUCAGAGAAACGGCACGCCGAGGAACUCGGUGCGUUGCGGGCUGAAGUGAAGAAUUUGGCACAGGCAUGGGGGAGUAACGGCUCUCGAAACGUUGAACGAGGGGUUGAUAGCUUAGGGCAGGAGUACGCGUCGAGGAGAGAUAAGGCGGUGAAUGGGCCCUUAUCAUCAACACCACCGGCGGCGCCGAUUCACCCUGCUUUUCUAUGGGAGCAGCAGGGGUGGAAACGGGAUCGGGAGGAAGGGCGUUUCGUGGUGCAGUCUUUGGGACGACAUGAGCACGAUGAGAACGAGGACGAGGAGAUGGAGGAAGAAGAGGAGGAAGAAGAGGAGGAGAAGGAAGAAGAAGAAGAUGAUGAUGAUCAAGAACAGGAGAAAGGGACGAGUAAUGGGGAGCGUUCAGGGUCAGAUAGCGAUUAGAACACACAAAGCAGAAGGGUUGCCUGACUCAGCGAACUGAGCCAAACCACAGCUCUUCUGUGCUAGGAUUGCCCCAUGGCAAUCACAUUAUCGUCCUAUUCAUGGGCUUCCCAUGCCACUAUCGCCGAACAACUGAUUUGCUCCAAUGGACUCGAAGGGUGUCAAGCGACACAGCGAGAUAUGCAGCAUGAUGGACGUAUUGUACUCGCUAUCUCAGACUAUGCUAGUGAUGUAGCACUCUGUGUGCAGGCAUCCGGUGGCAUCGCAAGGCACUGGCAACUUGCGUGACUAGCAAAGGGGUUAUGAGAGCAGAGGUGAUAAAGAAAUGAAUUGGGG